CUGGCGGCGGGGCGGGCUGAGCUGUGGUUGCGAGCGUCGGCGGAGCCGCGAAGCAGCCGCUCUCCCGGUGCCAAGCCCCGGCUGCGGGCGGCGCGGCUCCGAGGCCCGGCGGGGUCUGGCCGCGGAGGGCUCAGUGUGAAGAUGCUUAAAGAGCGCCCAGGGAUGGCGGAAGAUCCUCAGCAGCAAGCGGGCGUUCCUGUGGUGAAGCUGGAGAAAGAGUUGCCGUGGGGCAGGGGAAGGGAAGACUCGAGCCCCGAAACUUUCCGUCUGCGGUUCCGGCAGUUCCGCUACCAGGAGGCGGCCGGUCCCCAGGAAGCCCUCAAGGAGCUGCAGGAGCUCUGUCGCCGGUGGCUGCGGCCCGAGCUGCACACCAAGGAGCAGAUCCUGGAGCUGCUGGUGCUGGAGCAGUUCCUGACCAUCCUGCCCCGAGAGUUCUAUGCCUGGAUUUGGGAGCAUGGCCUGGAGAGUGGCAAGGCCCUGGUGGCCCUGGUGGAGGGCUUGACAGAGAGAACGGAAAGAACGCUGGACGCCAAGGCGGUUCCGUGUCACGUGCAGGCAGAGCAGGAGGAGACAGCGCUUUGCAGCAGCACCUGGGAGUCUGGCGUUCACCCGGGGCCCGUAGAGGUCAAGCCCGAGUGGGGGCUGCCUCCUGGGGAAGGCGUUCGAGGCCUAGACCCCAGCAUCGAGGAACAGCACCUCAGUCAGGACCCUGGAGGUGGGACGCAAGCCUUCCAGGAGCAGGUGCUGCCAAUGCUUCCGGCUGGUGCAGGCCUCCCUGCAGUGAACACCAGAGACCAAGAGAUGGCAGCCGGGUUCCUCACGGCUGGAUCCCAGGGUUUGGGGACAUUCAAGGACAUGGCCAUGACCUUCCCUGAGGAGGAGUGGAGGCAUGUGACCCCAGCCCAGAUAGACUGCUUUGGGGAGUAUGUGGAACCACAGGCCUGCGGGGUUUCUGCAGGCCUCGGGAGCAAGGAGAAGGAGGCGAAGCCCCAGCAGGAAGACGUCAAAGAGGCGUUUGCUGGGCUGACAGCAGAGAGGUUUGGGGACUCCGCUCUCCAGGGUCCUGGGCUUGGCCGGGCCUCUGAGCAGGAGCCCGGUGGCUCUGCGGGCUGCCUGCCAGGGCUUCCUCCCCCACAGCAGGGUGCUGCCCCGCUCCCCGACGACCUCAAGGCCCACGGCUCCUUCUGGAAGCCCUUCCAGUGCCGGGAGUGCGGGAAAGGCUUCAGUCGGAGCUCCAACCUGGUCCGACACCAGCGAACGCACGAGGAGGAGAAAUCCUACGGCUGUGUGGAGUGUGGGAAGGGCUUCGCCUUGCGAGAGUACCUCCUGAAGCACCAGAGGACCCACCUGGGAAAGAGGCCCUAUGUGUGCAGCGAGUGCUGGAAGACCUUCAGCCAGAGACACCACCUGGAGGUCCACCAGCGGAGCCACACCGGGGAGAAGCCCUACAAGUGUGGGGACUGCUGGAAGAGCUUCAGCCGCAGGCAGCACCUGCAGGUCCACCGCAGGACGCACACUGGGGAGAAGCCCUACACGUGCGAGUGCGGCAAGAGCUUCAGCAGGAACGCCAACCUGGCUGUGCACCGGCGCGCCCACACCGGGGAGAAGCCGUACGGAUGCCAGGUGUGUGGCAAGCGCUUCAGUAAGGGGGAGCGGCUGGUCCGACACCAGAGGAUCCACACGGGAGAGAAGCCCUACCACUGCCCAGCCUGUGGGCGGAGCUUCAACCAGCGAUCCAUCCUCAAUCGGCACCAGAAGACCCAGCACCGCCAGGAGCCCCCGUUGCCCUGAGGAUGGCCUCAUCACUUACCUUGCUGCUGGGCUUAGCGGGGAGCCUGGAGGGUGGGGUGCGCAAGGACACCUUGACAUACAGUCUCUCGUCACUCCCAAGCCCAGGGAGAGGGCAUGGCCUGGCUGCUCGCAUCUCACCCCCGUGGUGCUAACGAUUUCUGUUUCCGUCUUUUACUGCAGACUGAGGUUUGUUCCUUCAGCGGAUGUUCACGCCCCCCCCACCCUAAGUGUGGUGGUGAAGGCCAAGUUUUCUCACUGUUGGUAGCUUGAGCCUCUUUUUUCUGAGGGCUGUAUCCUGCCUGCCUCUCUCCUCACCACUCUCUUCCAUUUAACAAAAAUUUCUGAAUUCCUGCCAUGCCCCUGGCACUGAAUGCUGGGACAAGGGAGACGGGUAAGGCCUGAGUUGGGAGCAUGUGUGAAACCAUAACCCCGGGUGUGCAUUUGUUCUGUGGUGAAUGCCAUACCCCUCUGACUGUAGCAUUCCACCCUCAUUGUAAAAUUUCUCUGAUCUGUUACUCCUCACAUUAUAACAACUGUCAACACAACCACUAUUGGAAAUUAAUAUUUUGCUAUUGAUCACUGAAUAAACACGAGAGUAUUUUUAAGAAAAAA
Messenger RNA from Lepus europaeus (European hare), 2403 nucleotides. RefSeq names its product zinc finger and SCAN domain containing 25 (gene ZSCAN25). The record is from RefSeq and is a predicted model, not a curated record. Bases 142 to 1791 code for a protein of 549 amino acids. Gene Ontology annotation, molecular function: RNA polymerase II cis-regulatory region sequence-specific DNA binding; DNA-binding transcription activator activity, RNA polymerase II-specific. NCBI's taxonomy places the organism in Eukaryota, Metazoa, Chordata, Mammalia, Lagomorpha, Leporidae. The transcript has 6 exons. Gene Ontology annotation, biological process: regulation of transcription by RNA polymerase II. Gene Ontology annotation, cellular component: nucleus.